This is a messenger RNA of Bombus impatiens (common eastern bumble bee), 2180 nucleotides long. Its product is annotated as putative RNA polymerase II subunit B1 CTD phosphatase RPAP2. Gene Ontology annotation, cellular component: nucleus; cytoplasm. The record is from RefSeq and is a predicted model, not a curated record. Gene Ontology annotation, molecular function: RNA polymerase II CTD heptapeptide repeat phosphatase activity; RNA polymerase core enzyme binding. The transcript is spliced from 6 exons. NCBI's taxonomy places the organism in Eukaryota, Metazoa, Arthropoda, Insecta, Hymenoptera, Apidae. Bases 174 to 2030 code for a protein of 618 amino acids.
AAUGCAGGAAUUUUUUUAUCUUACGUUUUCCAGACAUGUCUGCUUCUAAAAUGAGAUAUUGUAUAAAAUAGAUCACUAGUAGAGUAAUAGUACCAAUAGUACACAAGAGUAGGCUGAGUUGUGACUAAUAAAGAUUCUAUAAAAAUAGAUUUUCUUGUAAUUAUUAUUUAAAAAUGGAGAUGUCUAAUAUUAGAAAAGAAACUUUUGAAAGGAAAAAAGUGAAAAAGAAGAUGAGUAAAGCACAAAUGCAAUUAAUAAUAAUUAAAAAGAAACAAUGUGAUGCAAAAGCUCUUAGAAUUGUUGAACACCUUCUAGAACCAAAAAUAGAUUUCCAAUGGCUUUUGACUAAUUUAGGAUAUAUUAACAAAAGUCACAUGGAAGAUGUAAUUGAGGAAAGAGCUAUAAUCAAAUUAUGUGGCUAUGUAUUAUGUAGUAAUGCAUUAACAAAAAUAAUUGAUCAACGAUACCAUAUAUCAACAACAAAAAAUAAGGUUUAUGAUAUAACAAGGCGUAAAAAUUUUUGUAGUUCACAUUGUUAUGGAGCUUCAAAUUACUUAUUAGAACAAAUGCCCACGAGUCCAUUAUGGUUGAGAGAUAAAGAAGAAAUACCAGAAUUUAAAAUAUUGUUAAACAAAGACGAAUUAAAAGAAAGUAUGCUUAGAGAUGAAAUUCAUGUGAGAGAUAUAGAAAUGGUACUGAAUUCUGAAAACACAGAUGAACAUGUACAAAAUAAUAAAACAUGCAAAAGUACAGAAAAUACACUUCUCAGUAAAUCUUCAGAAGUUGAAGCACAUGAUGAAUAUACAAUAAAAAUGUCCCCAAGAAGUAGUGAAAAUGUAGCAAAAAAUAUUAUUGAAAAACCUGGUAUUUUAAAAGAGUUUCCAGAAAAUGGUGUUAAGGAACCUGUAGAUGUGAAGAAAGCAUCUAUUAAUUCAGAAGAUAAAGGUAGCACUGCUAAAGACUACAUAAAUGAUAAUACUGUUAAAAGAAUAUGUACCAUAGAAGCUAAUAGCUUACUAGAUUAUACAGGAAUUCAAAAUACUACAAAUGUAAAUAAUUGUGCUAUUCUUGUAAAUAAAGACAAAAAUCAAGAUAUAGAAAAUAAAGAACAAAAUGAGUUACUUGAAACAUCAGAAACAGAGGAUAAUACAACUAUUUCAAAAUAUAAUACUGUUAUUAGUAAUAAAGAUCCUAUACAAAAAAUAAAACAAAAUAAAAAUAAAAAAAAUAAGCAACAAAAUUCUACUAAAAAAAAUCAGUCAAAUAAAUUUUAUAAUCUUGCAAUUCAUAUUGAACAUAAUGUAAGGAAUUGGAUUACUGAAGAUACAAUUUCUUUAUUAUUAGGAAAUGAAGAUAUUAAAAAUCAAUUGUUAGAAAAUAUAGUUCAACAUGAUAGAUACAUGCAUUUGUGUAAAAAAUUAAAUAAAUUGCAGUUGGAAGAUGAAAAAGACAUCCAUGUAGAUUUAACAACAAAUUCUUUAAAACCACUACCUCAUUUAUGUGUUCUUCAAGAAGAGGGAGAAAAAAUGGAAUUAAAAGUUCGGGCAUUUUAUAAAGGGAGUAUGAUUAUAGAAAAUCACAAAAACGCUACAGAAGUUACUGAUGAGGAUAAUGAUUUUACUCCAAUAUUACCUUUAACAGAAGCACAUGCACCUAAAAUACUUCGACGUCGAAUAUUUUUAGACAAACUUAAUAAAAUAUUACCUGACCUAUUAUGUGCUUUAGCUAGUAAUAAAUUACCACAAUAUAUAUACAGCAGAGAGAAGAGUACUUUAAUUAAAGCAUUAAUUAACACUUUCUCAUUGUCUGCUGCAAAUGUUAUUUUUAAAACAGCUGAAUGGACUCUUGUGGGUCUUAUUAUCAUUAAAAUGUUGAGCAUGAUAGAUCCUGAGCUAAAAUUUGUAUUGUUAAGCAAACAAGCAUCAAUGUACAUCUCAAUGAUUUUAAUGUCAUACAAGUUGGAUUCAAAUUAUUUAGACAGACUAGUAAUGGAAUUAAUUAAUAAUACAGAUAAACAAACACCUGUAUAAUAAUAAAAAUACUAAUGUCGUUUAAAUCAUGCAUAUUAUAUAACAUCUCUACUCUUUGAAUAUUGUAUAUUACAUUGAAAAUAUAUACAUACUUUUAUAUUUAUUAAUUAAUAUAAGUAGAAUAAAGAUAUACAUAUGAAAUUUUUAUUA